Striga asiatica is the source of this 441-nucleotide messenger RNA. NCBI's taxonomy places the organism in Eukaryota, Viridiplantae, Streptophyta, Magnoliopsida, Lamiales, Orobanchaceae. The record is from the annotation of a GenBank genome assembly.
AUGAGCACAGACCCUCAUGCCAAUGGACUUAUGGACAAUAAUCGUCGCGUCCAUGCUGGCGUUACAGACGGGACACUCCCUCAGCUGCCGCGACCCGCCGCCGCACGGCCCGCACAGGCACAGGUGCCGGCACGGCAGCAGCAGCACGCACGGCUCCCUCUCGCCGCACAUUCUGCACAUCCUCUCCCUUCCGGCGGCGACGGUUUCCUCCUCCCGGCCGCGACCUCCGUCGCUGCUGCCGCAGCACGACUCGACGUCCUCCUCCUCGUCUCCGGCGGCCGGGACGCCGCCGCCGCCCGAUACGCCCUCGGAGCCGAUAUGGAGGAGUACUUGCUCAAGGUUGUUUCGGAGGGAAUUCGCGGCGGCCUCGUUAGUCUGCGCCAGAUCCCUCCACAGCUGAUUCUCGACGUAGAGGCUUUUAACUCUUUCCUGAAGGACUAA